AUGUUCAGUUUCGGAUCGUGGCUUUUAGGCCCUCUAUUGCCUAAAACAACAUUGGCCAUUUUUGUCCACGCACUCCUCGCCUCGGCUAGUUCGUUUUCCUUAAACGCAGUUCGCGAUACUGCGAAUGAUUGGGCUUCAAUUCCUUCAUCAUCUAGUCUCCAGUGGACGUCAUGCUUUGACAACUUCACGUGCACCAAGUUACAGGUUCCGCUUGAUUAUGGAAAUCCUGCGAGAGGGAGUACUUCUAUUGCGAUUGUGAAAUAUGCUGCCGAGAACCAGACGGCGGACACCCAAAAUAUAGUCAUCAACAUAGGUGGUCCGGGUGGGGUAAACACUGACUUUCUCGUGGAAAAUGCAGCAGUAGUGUCGGGAAUGAUGGGAUCUCAGCAUAACAUCGUCGGCUUCGAUCCACGUGGCGUUGGAUAUAGUGGCCCGACUGUAGACUGCUGGCCUGGUCACCCGGAGCGAAGAGCCCAGUUUGAGAAACUAUACUAUCCAUACGUCUCUAACGCAUCGUCAACCGCUCUUGACUAUCAAUUUUACGCCGCUGCGAUUUUUGGACAGGCUUGCAACCCGACUGUAGGCGGGUCAGACGGAAAUGCCAGUUUUGUCAGCACACCGGCUGUAGCUCGUGAUCUACUUUCCUAUAUCAAGGCAGAGCAAGUUGCAGCGGGGAGACCAGAAGAGGAUGCAAGGCUGUCAUACUGCGGAAUGAGCUACGGGACCGUGUUGGCUACUACGUUUGCUUCUAUGUUUCCCAACAACGUAGGUCGCAUCAUUGCAGACGGCGUUUUGGACGCCUCUGAUUAUUACGAUCUUGGGUGGAAGACAAACCUACAAGAAUCAGAAAGGGCCCUCGAUAAAUUCCACCAGUAUUGUUACGAAGCUGGACCUCGGAACUGCUCAUUCUGGGGGCCUUCUGUUAGCAAUAUCAGCGAUCGGUUUCAGACAAUGUUUGAAAAACUCAAAUCCAGUCCUGUGCCAGUCCCUGCUUCCCAGAUGUGCCAAAUUCCAAUUUUAGCGACGUAUUCGGACCUUAAGCAAUACACUUUACAGGCCCUUUACGACCCUUUGGCGAAUUUUCCUAUUCUAGCCGACAUCCUCUCCGGGCUGGAGGAGGGAAACACUACAAAUUAUAUGCAAGCGGUAACUUCUGGAAGCAUACCCGCAAACCCUUGCAAUAAUGGAACCUCUGGAAGCACUGUUGAUGCCGAUACUUUGAUAAAGUGUGUUGAUGGUUACGGGGGCCAAAAGUUUGAAAAUGUUGGCGAAUACCGAGUCUAUGUAGAAAAACUAACCCAUGAAAGCGCCUUUUUUGGCGAGGUCUGGCCGAACAAUGCCAAUACUGUGGCUUGUAGGGCUUUUACGGCUGAGCUGCCUGAGCACGGGAAACUUCAGCGCUCAAUAAUGGAGACUAGGAAUACCUCCUUUCCAAUUCUCUUCGUUACUUCUGAAAUUGACCCCGUGACCCCAAAGCACAACGCUUAUAAAAUGUCAUCCGUCUUUCCAGGAUCUGUGGUAAUCGAGCAAAAUUCUGUAGGGCACACUGCUACGUCAUCUCCAUCAAGUUGCCUAAUUCGGCACCUUCAGGCUUAUCUGGCGGGCCAAAUUCCGAGUCCAAACACUACCUGCCAGGCCGAGAUGUUGCCGUUUCAAGGAUCAGGUAUUAAUUUUAGAUGA
This is a messenger RNA of Talaromyces rugulosus, 1680 nucleotides long. RefSeq lists its product as uncharacterized. The coding region runs from base 1 to 1680 and encodes 559 amino acids. Lineage: Eukaryota; Fungi; Ascomycota; Eurotiomycetes; Eurotiales; Trichocomaceae. The record is from RefSeq and is a predicted model, not a curated record. The transcript is spliced from 5 exons.